Molecule: messenger RNA, 3896 nt
Organism: Mustela lutreola (European mink)
Lineage: Eukaryota; Metazoa; Chordata; Mammalia; Carnivora; Mustelidae
Gene: GPR142
Product: G protein-coupled receptor 142
Exons: 3
Coding region: 119-1174 (351 amino acids)
Biological process (GO): G protein-coupled receptor signaling pathway
Cellular component (GO): membrane
Molecular function (GO): G protein-coupled receptor activity
Source: RefSeq, a predicted model, not a curated record
GGAAGAAUCGUAGGGCAAACCACCCCUUGGAGAGCUGGCGAUGCUGGGAGGGAGCUGCGGGGACCCCCCCCCCCCCCGGAAAAGCCGCGAGGUGACCUAGGACUCAGGACCCAGGAGCAUGACGCUUGAGGGGCAGGAGGCAGCUGGCCCACCACGAGCGACCCCGUUGCCCACAGUCAAUGGCAGUGGGCCAAGCCAGGAGCUGGAAGGCCAUUGGCCAGAAAUCCCGGAUCAGUCCCCUUGUGUGGCUGGUAUCAUCCCUGUCAUCUACUACAGCGCCCUGCUGGGCCUGGGGCUGCCUGUCAACCUCCUGACCACAGUGGCCUUGGCCCGGCUGGCCACCAGGACCAGGAAGCCCUCCUACUAUUACCUUCUGGCACUCACGGCCUCAGAUAUCGUCACCCAGGUGGUCAUCGUGUUCAUGGGUUUCCUCCUGCAGGGGGCGGUGCUGGCCCGGCAGGUGCCCCAGGCUGUGGUGCGCUCCGCUAACAUCCUGGAAUUCGCCGCCAGUCAUGCCUCAGUCUGGAUUGCUGUCCUGCUCACCGUGGACCGCUACAGCGCCCUGUGCCACCCCCUGCAGCACCGGGCCACCUCGUCCCCAGGCCGGACCCGCCGGUCCAUCGCCACUGUCCUCAGUGUCUCUGUGCUGACCGGCAUCCCCUUCUACUGGUGGCUGGACGUGUGGAGGGACGCGGACCCCCCCAGCAUGCUGGAUGAGGUCCUCAAGUGGGCUCACUGCCUCACGGUCUAUUUUAUCCCUUGUGGCGUCUUUCUGAUCACCAACUCGGCCAUCAUCUGUCGGCUACGGAGGCGGAGCCCGAGUGGGCAGCAGCCCCGGGUGGGCAAGAGCACAGCCAUCCUCCUGGGCGUCACCACACUCUUCGCCCUCCUUUGGGCUCCCCGGAUCUUCGUCAUGCUCUACCACCUGUAUGUGGCCCCCGUCCACCGGGACUGGAGGGUCCACCUGGCCUUGGACGUGGCCAACAUGGCGGCCAUGCUCAACACCGCGGUCAACUUUGGCCUCUACUGCUUUGUCAGCAAGACUUUCCGGGCCACCGUCCGAGAGGUGUUCCAUGACGCCCACCUGCCCUGCACGCUGGGGUCACGGCCAGAAGGCCUGAUGGUGGGCCCUGCCUUAAGGCCCCCAGGACUUCCCAAAGGGGCAGGACCAUAGAGGCAGGGCCCAGCAGGGUCAGAGCUACUGCUGCCCUGUGGUGUCCUCGCAAAACUUUAUCAACACCCUACUUUGCCACCUAAGGGCGGGGCAGGGAAGGCUCCUUCCUGUAGGGGUGGCUCCCCAGGUGCAGGGGUGUCCAAUUGAUCCAACUCUCAGAUUAGCUGCACCAACAAUUUCCACUUCCUGGCACAAGGAGAGGGCUCUUCCAGGCAUAGGCUAACAGUGUCAGCUGCUCUGGACGUUCCUUCAUGAGGGACAUUUCACCUGGCGUGUUACGAAGGCCAGAUCAACGGGGGCUGGAUGAAUGAAUGACAGGCAAGAUGGACAGGUGGAUGGAUGGACGGACAGGCGGAUGGAUGGAUGGAUGGACGGGCAGAUGGAUGGAUGGAUGGAUGGGUGGGUGGCUGGAUGAACGGACGGGUGGAUGGAUGGAUGGAUAGACGGGCAGAUGGAUGGAUGGAUGGAUGGGUGGGUGGCUGGAUGAACGGACGGGCGGAUGGAUGGAUGGAUGGACGGGCAGAUGGAUGGAUGGAUGGAUGGGUGGGUGGCUGGAUGAACGGACGGGCGGAUGGAUGGAUGGACAGGCAGGUAGGUGGAUGGAUGGACAGGUGGAUGGAUGGAUGGAUGGAUGGAUGGAUGGAUGGAUGGAUGGACAGGCAGGUGGAUGGAUGGAUGGAUGGUUGGGCGGGCAGAUGGACAAGAAUCAUUUCCAGCCCCCACCCCACCCCAGCCCUCCAGAGCCUACCUCUCACUUCUCUGGCUUCCAGUGGUAAGGCCAGGAUGGAAGGAAACCAUGGGUAGGAUCUCCUGUAUAUUGGAGGCUGGGAGAACCUAAUGCUUUUGCUGAGUAAGGGGAGGAUGGCUGCUUGGGAAUAGGGGUGAUCUGAAAGCAGAUUUGAUGUCCCAGCUCUGGGGUGACACCACCCCUUGAGUCUCAGUCAUCCUGCCUCCAUUCCACUUAACUCCCUGCCCCGGAGCCAGAACAGGUUCAGGGCCCCAGAAGGGCCCUCGGGUUUUCAUUGUUGCUGCCCGAUGAGACAGGAAGUGCUUCUCAGCCCGGAGGACGAGGGAUGGGAAGGGCACACCCAACCUGCUCCACUUGGACGAGGGCCUCUUGCUCCACCCGGGGGUAGGAAGGCCCAGCAGAUCAGGUGCCUCAGGCCCCUCCCAGCCUCUCCUGGGCCCCUCUCUUCUCUCUGCCAUGGUGCCAGUCGGGAGAGGCAGCUGGGAGAGAUUAGCAGAUGGACCUCCCACCUGCUCUGGGCUUUGGGUAAACACAUUAGCGGCUGCUUUCUGCUUCCCAGUCAGUCCAGCGGAGCUGACCUUUCCCCCUCAAUGGGCGGUCCUUGCUGGGGCCCACCAGCACCCAACCCCUUAGUGGCAUGGCCCAGCAGAAAGAACCAGAAAUGCACGGGGCACACCGUCAGUGCAAAAUAAAUAUUCGGCUUUCCCCUUCUCCCCAGAACAGAGGCACCAGGAGGGGACUUUCAGCCGUACCCAAAAAGGGAAAAAGCAGGCCCUCCGUCCUUUAUCCACAGUUCUUAAGAGCUCUGAAAACCAAAAUAUUUGUCCCAAGUUUGCCACGGUCACAUUUAGUGGUCAAACCUGACCUGACCUGAGGCAGGACGAGGGAGCAUGGACACAGUGGUUCCCUGCAGACUGCCUGCGGUUGGGCGGCUGGAACCGAGACCUCGUGCAUGGGACAGGCCACACGUGACCCUUCUCUGUUCUGAAGAGCUCUGAAUUCUGGGACACAUCAGGUCUCGAGCUCAGAGAGAGGAAGGGGGACCCCCAGCACCACCACUGCUGGCAGCGCAGGGUCCAGGCUGACCCUGAGUUCGUUCUGGGCACGGAGGGUCCCCCAAGGAGGCGGGCAUGCAAGGCCAGGGAGCUCGGGGAAGAGCAGGCUCUAGAGGCUGGAGCGAUGCUUCCCGGUCCGCCUACAGAGGGAGGCACGGGAAAGAAAGGCGCCUUUCUGAUGCAGAACCCAGUGGAACACCGUGGAGGGGCAACCUUACCCCCCUUAGAAGAAACCUCUGAGAGCCCUCCAGGACCAAAAAAGAGCAUUGUCAUGGAAGGCUGGACUGCAGCCAGGGCGAGACCAGUGACCGGACCCUCUCAAUGGGCCAGUGGGCCAAUGGAAUAAGACCCAUGCAUGCAGCGGCUUCUGAUCACGGACGAAACCAGAUGCUUCCAGAAGCGGGUGUGGAGGCUCUGUGGGGACACGGAGGGUUUGGCACAGGUGGGGGCAUGAAGCCACCAGAACCAGGGUGUUAACGUGAAUGGGACCUCACACGGACCCACAGGCUGAGGCGACACCAGUUUUUCCAAACAACCCUGGGUCCCGAGUAUAGUCACCGUUUUUCCGACGGAGGAAAUGGGAGCCCAGAGAACUGACACGCUGAGCAAGAGGCCCUCCGCUGGUGGAGAGCAGGGUGGCUGGUUCCCCGUCUUCCCAGCACCUUGCAGGUGCACUGGGUGGGGGUGGGAGGGGCAGCAGACUGGGGGAUGGGAGUCUUCAGCAGUGCUUUGCGCCGCUUACAACUUUUUGGUCCCCGACUUACCAGAUUUGAAAAGCACGAUCAUAGUUUCCUGAUAAGAUGGUUUGAGCAACAUUCCUUUUAAAUGUCUUUGUAACCUUUAACAAAACGCAGAGCUCUUCCCCUGGAUAUCCGGAUCACGGACAUGCGGGGCAUCAUUAAAGCUGCUCUAGCCGCUG